AUGCUGUCAGAGACCACGAAACUACCCGUGGUACAAACUGCGUGUCCGGCGGGCUACCAAAGGUUCCAGGAAAACUGCUUCAAGGCCUUCCCCCAAACCAAACCUGACUACACCUGGGCCAUGAAGGCCUGCUUGAAAGACGAAGGUUUUCUGGCCAUGCCGAAAGACGCCGCCACUAACGCGUUCCUGGUCCAGCUGAAGAAUGCAGUACGAAACGAUGCCGGUUUCUACAUCGGACUGAGUGAUCAAAACGCCGAAGGACAAUGGCGCUUUGCUGACGGAACCGCAUUAGGUUCCUACAAAAACUGGAACCCCGGGGAACCAAACAAUAGAGGGAACGAGGACUGCGCCACUUUGCUGCCGGGAUAUGGAGGCAAGUGGAACGUCGUACCUUGCUCCAGCGAUCGACGGUAUAUCUGCCAAGUCACACCAAUCCAUCCUGGCUGCUCACAAAAAGCAACGGACACCACCUACAGGUACCGAUGGGAUUUGCCGCAGCUUACGGGAACGGGCUUCACUUUUCAAGUCUCUGCCUACAAAGCUGCCUUCAUCGGCCUGUCACCAGAAAACCACGACGUUACCGACAUGUACGAAAUCGUCAUCGGUUUAUGGAGCAAUACAAAGUCAGCCAUACGCCGAGAGAAGAGGGGCGAAAAUCGCGCACUAGUCUCGACACCAGCUAUCAUCUCUCCAACAGAAUACAGGACCUUUUGGAUAAACUUGGCCCCAGACGGAACCAUUUCUGUUGGAAAGGGUGGCGUCUCUCAGCCAUUUAUGUCGUGGAGGGAUCCCAACCCGCUACGCGUUUCUUACGCUGGCUACUCUACAGGCUGGGGGGCCACUGGACGUUGGAAGUUCUGUUCCAACGAAGUAACAGCCAAUCCCAACUCCUCGUGCCCUGUUGCCGUCGGAAAUCCAUCCCCAGCUGCCCUGAUCGCAGUGAGCGUUGUUGCAGGAGUGGCGAUCGUCCUGGCUGUGGCAGCGUCCAUUCUGUACAUAGGAAAACGGCUCGAGCUGAGGAAGUUCCAUUCUGAUCAGCCACUGCUUGGUCGCGACGCGAGCUACAGGAGCAUCCCCGGGCAUCAGUAUGAGACGAUCCCGGGCACAGUCCGUGGUCCUCUGCCCAUUCCGGCUGCCAGGGUGCCGCCGGCUGUGAGACACACCGACAUAGAGCUACAGGCCAGGGCCAUGGGACCUGACAUAGGUCGCCAGGGGGAGGGCGAAGGAGGCAGGAAGAGACGGCAUCAAAUGACCAAGGACACUCGCGGUGGCCCACGGGAUACCAACGCCGGAGGUCCUAUUGGCGGGAUGCACCAUUCCCCUCGGCCAAGGGGGACCAGGGUCCCUGUGGGAUCUCCAUGGACCCUUGAGCCCGACUGUGACACGAGCGGAGGUUACGUGUUCGAGAAUGACGGUGAGAGCGACACGGAUGUGGAGUAG
Messenger RNA from Branchiostoma belcheri (Belcher's lancelet), 1440 nucleotides. RefSeq lists its product as uncharacterized. Bases 1 to 1440 code for a protein of 479 amino acids. The record is from RefSeq and is a predicted model, not a curated record. The transcript has 9 exons. NCBI's taxonomy places the organism in Eukaryota, Metazoa, Chordata, Leptocardii, Amphioxiformes, Branchiostomatidae.